AUGUCUUUGACGCGUCUUUCCUCAUGCAUUUGGCGGAUUACACCCAAAUCCAACAAGCACGGGGCUAAUAAUAAUACUAUGACCCUUUUUCGCUCAAACACAUCUGAGUUUUGUUCGUUUUCAAAUUUGACCUCCUCCUCUUGUCGUUCAUUACUAGAAGGUUUAAACUACUCAAAAUCAAAAACAUCUCGGUCGCUACCAAUAUCACCAAAGUUUACAUCAUUCUUAUAUCAAAAUCACUAUUACACCACAUCCUCAAAAUCAAAUAAUCAAAUAAAUGCUACAAUUCUUGGUUCCGGAAAAGAUAUUGACCAACAAGUAGCAGCAGCUUCGGUGUAUGCGUACGAUCUCCCUUUGACCUCUGAAAUCCCCUUAAAUACCGAGAUUCCAUUAACUACUGAUACGAAUGUACCAAUCAACACUGAAAAAGAAAAAAAUAGUACCAGCAGUAACAGUGCAGAUACAGAGAUACACGCUGUAGUUUCUACUUUUGAUUUAUUUUCAAUUGGAAUUGGUCCCUCUUCAAGUCAUACAGUGGGUCCAAUGCGCGCUGCAAAGAUAUUUAUUAAUGAUCUGAAAUCGCAUAGUGUUCUUGAAAAGGUCCAUUCCCUACGAAUAGAUUUAUUCGGGUCACUUGCACUGACCGGAAGAGGUCACGGUACGCCAAAUGCUAUUCUGAUGGGUAUGGAAGGUGAAACGCCGGAAGGUGUUGAAACGUCCACAAUAGCAUCGAGGGUAGAAUCAAUCUACAAUAAUGGAAUUCUUAAUCUUGACGGAUCGCAUCCAAUUCAAUUCGAACAAAAACAUUUGAUCUUUCAUUUCUUUGAGUCGUUACCACAGCAUCCAAAUGGCAUGCGUUUUUGUGCAUUCAAUAAACUUGGUGAUCUGGUUGCAACCAACGAAUUCUUUUCAAUAGGUGGCGGAUUUGUAGUCAACGAAGCAACACAAAUCCGACACGGCGAAAACCUCUUCUACAAAAGCUACGACAAGAGCACGAUUUCCAAAACGCGUACACAACAAGAUAUGGCCGUCACCAGAGCCGCACUACCAUUCAGUAACGCCAAAGAACUAUUAAGUGUGUGUAAACGCGAAAAUUUGACCAUCGCUCAAGUGGUAUACGAGAACGAGUUACGAUGGCGAAGUAAAAAGGAGAUUUCGAAAAAAGUCAUGGAUAUCUGGGAGACGAUGAAUAAAAGUAUCGAGAAUGGAUGUCUUAGCAGUGAAGAGUAUUUGCCGGGUAAAUUGCAAGUUAAGAGACGAGCGCCGAGAUUAUAUGAAAAAUUAUUGAGAGGGUUAUAUUCAUCGUCGUCGGCGGCGGCUUCUGGUCAUGGUCAUGGUCAUCGUAACGAUAUUACUAUAAGUCUGGGAAAUGACCAGAUUACCCAUUUGUCGACGCGUGAAAUUUUGCCACAUCCGCUUCCGAAGCGACAACCGAAACGAUCGAUGUUACCUGCGUUGGAAUAUCUUAGUGUUUACGCUAUUUCGGUAAACGAAGAGAAUGCAGCGGGUGGCAGAGUAGUCACAGCGCCAACAAACGGAGCUGCAGGUGUAAUCCCAGCCGUGUUAAAAUACUAUUUAGAAUUCAUUUCCACAGAACCGGAACACGAUGUGAUGGAGUUCCUGUUCACUAGUGCUGCUAUUGGGAUGCUGUAUAAACGAGGUGCAUCUAUAAGUGCGGCUGAGAUGGGAUGUCAGGGCGAAGUUGGAGUUGCUUGUAGUAUGAGUGCAGCGGCAUUCACCGCAGUGAUGGGUGGUACUCCUGAACAAGUCGAAAAUGCCGCGGAAAUAGGUAUGGAACAUAAUUUAGGGUUAACAUGUGACCCGAUUGAUGGUCUCGUCCAAAUUCCAUGCAUUGAAAGAAACGCGUUAGGUGCGGUGAAGGCUGUAACUGCAGCACAACUAGCUCUAAACGGAGACGGACACCAUCGCGUGACACUCGAUCAGGUUAUCGAGACAAUGCGUCAAACCGGGAUUGAUAUGCAGAGUAAAUAUAAAGAGACAAGUCAAGGUGGAUUGGCUGUUAAUGUGCCGGUGUGCUGA
This is a messenger RNA of Ambispora gerdemannii, 2040 nucleotides long. Lineage: Eukaryota; Fungi; Glomeromycota; Glomeromycetes; Archaeosporales; Ambisporaceae. The record is from the annotation of a GenBank genome assembly.